GUGAAAAAGUGUGGUUCGAAAAUAGGCCUAAGAUUAGGAGCUCAAUCUUCAGUUUGGCUUCUGAUUGACCAAGAUAUUUGAGGAGGAUUCUACAAUUCAUCCCUUUGUCAAGAGAAAAUGAAAAAUACAGAGCAAUUGCAAGAUUAUUCCUCAACUGGAAGUACUUUUACCACGACAACAUCUUCAAAUCAGUCACUAGCUUCAAUAUUAGAAAAUAGAGCUUGUCAACAACAUUUAGAAAAACACCUGGGAAAAGUUUCAGUUUUAGAAAACAGAGUUUAUCUCCAACAGCUAGUAGAAAGUCACCAAGAAAAAGACAUUUCAAAUGUUUAUGAAGAGGAUAGUGUCACAGUACACACCAGUGAAAAAAAGCAGGUAUCUCACAUAGAUUAUAAUAUAUCCAGUAGCAGGAAAGGUGUAUUUUAUUCAGCAAAUGAACAGGGAAGAAGACAAUUCAAUACUGACAGAGUGGUUGUGGAUUUUGACCAUUAUUCAAAACUUAGACAACAUGCGGCCACACUCUGGAAGGAAAAUGUUAUGACAGACAUUACUGUUUAUAUAGGAACAAAGGCUUACCCAGCUCACAAAGUUGUUUUAACAAGUUACUCACCAUUCUUUAGAGGACACAUUAUGGCAAAGGGAUUAGAAAAAAUAAAUAAGAUUCAGAUUAUAGGGAUAAAACCAGCAUCAUUUGAGGUUCUUUUACGAUUCAUGUACACCGGAGAAUUUAAGCCAGGGAUUCAUCUUAUUGGAGAUAUAUAUCGUGCUUCCCUUAAACUGAAGAUUUGGGAAGUGUCUCGAAAAUGUGCAAAGCUACUCAAGGGAGAAGAAGGUGGACCAUCCAGUAUUUUGUAUGUUUAUGCAACUUCCAAAAUGUUAGGGUUAACCCAGGCAGCAGCUCAUGCUUAUCAAACAAUUCUUAAAGAAUUUGAAGACAUUAUUGUUACUCCAGAAUUUUUGGACUUAGAAGCAAGUCAACUCUGUGAGAUUUUGAGUGCAGAUGCAAUAGGAACGCGGAGUGAGAUUGUCAUAUAUUUAGCUGCAUUAAAAUGGCUAGAUCAUGACUUUUUAAAGAGAGAAGAAUACAUGCCUGAAGUUAUGAAAUGCAUACGAUUUUCUACAAUGACGUUGGAAGAAGUCCUUGCUUGCUACCACCCUCCUAUUUUGCCUGGUAUCACACAGUAUCCUGUUGUUAGAGAUUUACUAUUAAAAGCAACCUGUUAUUUAGCAGCAAAAUCAACGAAACAGAAUAAAAAUUUUGAAGAAUAUUCUUCUAAACCUCGAUUGUUUCUUGCAAAAACAAAGCAUAGGUUAGGAUGGUAUGGUUUUGACUGGGAUAUAUUACGUGUACACAAUGAUGCAGCUAUCAGAAUACAGAGUUCCUAUCGAGGGUAUACGGUACGAAAGGAGUUUUUAAGAAGAAAAAAAGCUGCAAUUACAAUUCAAGCUCAAGUUCGUGGAUAUCAUGCUCGAACAAGUUAUAAUUUAAUUAAAUCUAAGCCUCAGCUGUCAUACAAUAUAAAAGGCGGCACUAUUUGUCUUGAUGAUCCUUGUCUACAAACCUUGAUCCACUGUUCUGAUUGUACUCAUAUCAGCCGUCAGUUAGAUGUUCGUCUCGCACUUUUACCCAAGUGUGAAGAUUCUGUUCAAGAAACUAAUACUCCUGUCUUGCUUGUAUUAGGAGGAAUAAACCCUAACAGCUUAAGUAGAACAAGCACAGGUGAUAGCAUGUUACGAUAUUUGCCAACAGAGGACAAGUGGGAGCAUUGUGGUUAUUUACCAGAACCUCGACAUCAUCAUAUGGCUGUUUUUCUCAAUAGAUGUGUGUAUGUGAUAGGUGGCUAUGAUCCAAGAAUAACAAAAAAUGGAAAACUAGUAGCAAGCAAAUCCUGUUUCAGAUACAAUCUGGAAAGUCAAAAAUGGCAAAAGAUAUCUGACAUGAAAUAUGCUCGGGUGUAUCAUGGAGCUGCUGCGUUAGCAGGAUUUAUUUAUGUAGUUGGAGGAAAAGAUGAAAAAGGAAGGCUAAUUUCUUCUGUGGAAUUGUUCAACCCAGGUCUUAAUGCAUGGGAAGAGUUAGAUGUAUGUCUCUGUUGUCCACGAAUGGCUAUGGGAAUAGCAGUACAUAAAGAUCAGCUGUGGAUUUCUGGUGGAAUUAUUCAGCCAUUUGGAGGCAGAUAUAUUUUUGCUGUCUCUAAUGUUGAUCGAUUUGUCCCUAAACUAAAUAA
Limulus polyphemus (Atlantic horseshoe crab) is the source of this 2225-nucleotide messenger RNA. Its product is annotated as actin-binding protein IPP-like. Gene Ontology annotation, molecular function: protein binding. The record is from RefSeq and is a predicted model, not a curated record. NCBI's taxonomy places the organism in Eukaryota, Metazoa, Arthropoda, Merostomata, Xiphosura, Limulidae. The annotation marks the transcript as partial. The transcript is spliced from 13 exons.